Salvelinus sp. IW2-2015 is the source of this 1085-nucleotide messenger RNA. NCBI's taxonomy places the organism in Eukaryota, Metazoa, Chordata, Actinopteri, Salmoniformes, Salmonidae. The record is from RefSeq and is a predicted model, not a curated record.
GUCAGUAGAUGAGCUGCUGUUUGGUGAUUGGUCUAGAUAUGUUGCGGGUGUCGGAGGGGCAAGUCGGGCGACCACCUAGAAUCCGGACUGCCCAGAGGAGCACCCUGACCAGCGUCUUGCAGUUUCUGGAGUCCCGCCCCGCGAUACACGCCCCCCGUUCUCACCGAACCCUCGGCUUGCAAGCCCCUCCCCCACGUCGCCUCCUCUCUUCUCUCCCUUAUGGUCCCCAUGGCCUUCUGGGUAAACGCAGCUUCCACCACCACACCAGAGCCGAGCCGGAGAAACGCCCAGAAAACCCAGGGCAGACAGCGGGACCAAUGCACAACGGCCGUAGCAGUGGUGGCGGAGGGACCAGGGGCAGUGCUAGGGGCGGAGUCAUGAUUAGGAAGCGACGCCCAAACUUGAUCGAUGCCCCUGACGACAGCUUUUUCGUCGUCUCCCGGGAGACCAGGAGGGUCAGGCGGCUGCUGUCACGGUCCCAGCUGAGGCGCGCCUGUCGGCAGCCCUGUGAGCAGAUCACCCUGCGCAAGGCCUCCCAGGCACUAUCGCAGGGGCCGCUCCUCGCCCCUCCACACCCCCACCCCAGCCUCAGGAUGAGGGGACCCAUCGUUAUCCACGACUGACUACUGACCUCUGACCCUAUCUCUCUGCCAUGUUUGUCACCUGCCUAUGCUCUACAUGCAAGACCCCAACCCUAGUUUCACCUGGCCCCCGACCCCCGCCCUCCCCAUCGCCCACUUAAAAAAAAUAUUGUGAAUCUCCCCACCCUACGGAGUCUGACCCUUCACCUCGGGAGGAAGUGAUGUGCUGUGUUGCCGUGGGGACAGACAGAAUGUGGUUCCCACCUGUACAGAUUCAACUUCCCUGGGACAGAAACCAGUGUGUGCGUGUGGGAAUUUAUGUGUUUAAGCACGAGUGUGCACGCGCAAGAGUAUGAGCGUGUGCACGAGUGUGUGAACUUGAUGUUUUUUCUUCUUCUGUACCUGCUACAUGCCAGUGAGUGGGGGUUGUGAGCUAUAUAUAUAUAUAUACAGUAUAUAUAUACAGUGCAUUCGGAAAGUAUUCAGACCCCUCGAGUUUUUCCA